UUAAUCACCUCUGGGAUUUUUUAUUUUUUCUUAAACAAACCAAAAACCACUGAAAAUUUAGAAAAAAAACCCGUUUUUUUCUUAGUUUUUGUUAUAAAAUUCUGUAAAUUAGGCGAUUUUUCUCCUUCACUGAUGUGCGCUAAUGAGGUUGCACUGAUGGACACUGAUGAGGAGGCACUGGUGGCACUGGUAGGCGGCACUGACUGGCACUGAUAGGUUGCACUGAUUGGCAGCACUGAUUGGCAUUGAUAGG
Staurois parvus is the source of this 253-nucleotide messenger RNA. The record is from the annotation of a GenBank genome assembly. NCBI's taxonomy places the organism in Eukaryota, Metazoa, Chordata, Amphibia, Anura, Ranidae.